AUGAGAAAUAGCAGUGGGGGUAGCAUUAGCAAUAGCAGUGGUCUUAGCACGAAUAAUAGCAGUGGUGGUAGCACAAGCAAUAACAGUGGUGGUAGCACGAGUAGCACGAGUAAUAGCAGUGCUGGUAACACGAGUAAUAGCAGUGUAGGUAGCACGAGUGAUAGCAGUGGUGGUAACACGAGUAAUAGCAGUGGAGGUAGCACGAGUGAUAGCAGUGGAGGUAGCACGAGUAAUAGCAGUGGAGGUAGCACGAGUGAUAGCAGUGGUGGUAACACGAGUAAUAGCAGUGGAGGUAGCACGAGUGAUAGCAGUGGUGGUAACACGAGUGAUAGCAGUGGAGGUAGCACGAGUAAUAGCAGUGGAGGUAGCACGAGUGAUAGUGGUGGUAACACGAGUAAUAGCAGUGGAGGUAGCACGAGUGAUAGCAGUGGAGGUAGCACGAGUGAUAGCAGUGGUGGUAACACGAGUAAUAACAGUGGAGGUAGCACGAGUGAUAGCAGUGGAGGUAGCACGAGUAAUAGCAGUGGUGGUAGCACGAGUGAUAGCAGUGGUGGUAACACGAGUAAUAGUAGUGGAGCAGUGGAGGUAGCACGAGUAAUAGCAGUGGUGGUAGCACGAGUAAUAGCAGUGGAGGUAGCACGAGUGAUAGCAGUGGUGGUAACACGAGUAAUAGCAGUGGAGGUAGCACGAGUAAGUGGUGGUAACACGAGUAAUAGCAGUGGAGGUAGCACGAGUGAUAGCAGUGGUGGUAACACGAGUAAUAGCAGUGGAGGUAGCACGAGUGAUAGCAGUGGAGGUAGCACGAGUAAUAGCAGUGGAGGUAGCACGAGUGAUAGCAGUGGUGGUAACACGAGUAAUAGCAGUGGAGGUAGCACGAGUGAUAGCAGUGGUGGUAACACUAGUAAUAACAGUGGAGGUAGCACGAGUGAUAGCAGUGGUGGUAACACGAGUAAUAACAGUGGAGGUAGCACGAGUGAUAGCAGUGUAGGUAGCACGAGUAAUAGCAGUGGUGGUAGCACGAGUGAUAGCAGUGGUGGUAACACCACGAGUAAUAGCAGUGGAGGUAGCACGAGUGAUAGCAGUGGUGGUAGCACGAGUAAUAGCAGUGGAGGUAGCACGAGUGAUAGCAGUGGAGGUAGCACGAGUGAUAGCAGUGGUGGUGCUGUAGUGACUCAGCAGAGCAGACGAAAGUAUAUUAAAGUUUUUGUUCAAUGUCUUAAUAUUUAG
This is a messenger RNA of Penaeus vannamei (Pacific white shrimp), 1227 nucleotides long. The record is from RefSeq and is a predicted model, not a curated record. NCBI's taxonomy places the organism in Eukaryota, Metazoa, Arthropoda, Malacostraca, Decapoda, Penaeidae.